UUGUGUUUAAAUCGUAAACUCACCUGUGUUUAAUUAAUUUGUUUAUUUACUUUAAAAAAAAUCGAUAUUGUGCUCAAAUGAAACAAAAAAUCUAAAUGUAACGUUAUAUUUUCGAGAAAGUAUUUCAUAAUUAUUAUUUUACAAUGAUUGUGAUAGUUUUUAGUAGUUGAGAAGUUUAUUUGUUAACCCGUUGAUUCUAUUUUUGGAUUCUCCUUAUUCCAGCUGAGCUGUUAUCACUUUUAUAGGAAAAUAUUUGUUGUUAUUGUUAAGUACGACGGACAUUUCAGCGUUGAGAUGGAGAAGAUGGAGGAUAUAGAAAUGGAACCAGCUGGUCCAGCAGGCGCGACCAUCAGGCGUACUAUGACCCAGCGGAGCAACACGGCGCGCCAACUGGCCGUCAACUUUAUGCCGUCACGUCAACUACCUCAUGGCACAGUGCGGCAAAGAAGAUCAAAUUCCGAACGCAAUGCUCUUCUCGAAGAUGUCAGUGUCACGGCUGACCCAGCUGACCAGCAGGUCGACAUCAUCGUCCAUGAGAUGGAACAGCAUCACCGUCUUAUGCAAAACAAUCCUUUCUCCGAGGAGUUGCGUAGGGAGGCACUGCGUGAUCUGCCCCAAGGUCUGACAAUGAAGCGACAUGUCCGAGCCAAACUGUCCGCUUCAGUCAGCAUGCGUUCUCAAACUCGGCCCAUUUCGUUUUUUAAGCGGCUCAAGUAUAGAACAAGUUUUGCUUUCAAGAAGCUCCGCGAACGUCUGCGAAACCUGGUGUUCUACAUCGGGCUGUGGUACAAAGCCAUCAGGAACAUCGAGGGUCACUUCGGGUCCGCAGUCGGCACAUAUUUCUAUUUCCUCCGCGCCCUGUUUGUCUUGAACGUGCUCAUGAUGCUGCUGGUGCUCGCGUUUGUGGUGAUCCCUCAAUCUCUUCACGAUCGACACGCUAAUACUACUAUAGUAAAGGAUAGCUUGGACUUUAUCAGUGGAAAGGGCAUGUUGGAACAUACGCUGCUGUUUUACGGCCACUACCACACGGGCGUGCUGGCUGCCGGCGGCCCGCUGCCUUACGACAUGUCGUUCGCUUACUUCUUCACAAUGCUGGCCGUGUAUCUGCUGAUAUUCACCAUACUCUGUUACAGGACAGCGGAGUCGUACCGACGCAACUUCAUCUGGGCGGGCGGCGCGCAGCGGCUGGUGUUCUCCAGCAAGGUGUUCUGCGGGUGGGACUGCGGCGUCGUCUCCGCGCGAGCAGCCGCCCUGCACGCAGCCAGCCUCUGCCUCGAGUUCAAGGAACUCCUGAACGAGCGGAACAAGAAACAAGUUCAAAUGUCGCGUUGUGUGAUACUGUGGCGAUAUCUAGUCAACACGCUAGUCACUAGUGUAGUAUUAACCGUGAUAGGGGGCCUCCAAUACGGCUUCUGGAAACUUCUGGAGCACCAGACUCAUGUGGCGCACUGGGAGAUCCUGGUCUCCCUGAUUGUGACCCUCAUGGUCAGUUUGUGUCCGGUGGUCUUCACUUUUGUUGCCAGAUUGGAAUAUUAUAAUCCGCGUACUGCGUUAUAUGUAACUCUCGCAAGAACCUGGUUCCUGGAUAUGAUCACACUAGUAUUGUUGUUUUGGUUUUGGGCGAACCCUGAAAAACAUUGCUGGGAGACGAGUUUCGGUCAGGAGAUGUACCGGCUGGUGUUGCUCGACGCUUUCAUUUCUUUGUUUGUGUUGCCAGCUAUUGAGUUUAUUAGAGCCCUCUUUUAUAAUUUGAGUGUCAACGCGAGUCCGCCAGAAUUCAACAUAGCAUAUAACUCCCUGACCCUGAUUUACAACCAAGCGGUGAUGUGGUUCGGAGUGGCUUUCUCCCCCCUUUUGGUGGUUGCUGUUGCUGUUAAACUCCUGGUCCUGUUCUAUGUGAAGCGGGAGUGCAUCAUGAGGGCCUGCCAGCCAGCCAGGAAGGUAUGGCGCGCAGCUCAGACGCAAACUGUACUAUACAUUCUUGUGACGCUCUCACUAUUCGUCACGUUGUUUGCCAUUGGAUCAUUGUUUAUGAGUAUGCCGUCGCAAAAGUGCGGUCCGCUGCAGCAGUACACGCGCGUGGUGGAGCUGGUAACCGAGGGUCUACUUCAUCUGAAACACCGGCCGACAGCCUCCGCGGUGCUGGGCUUCAUCACGCGUCCCGGAGUCAUUGGGUUCCUUCUUCUCUUCCUAUGCGUGUACGUUUACUACAAGCGCGCCGAAGCUAAUGCGCAGGCGUCGAUGGUGGGCAUACUGCGGCAGAUGCUUCUGCUGCAGGCCAAGGAUAAGGACUUCCUGCUGAACGCCAUCAGCAAAGUGUCCAAUGGAGAGUGGUACUACAGUCCUAGGGUGGACGGCGAGGGUCCCGACAGCCACACCUGGAAAUACCUCCGCGAGGUGCGCAAACCCUCAAACUCUGACUUCCACUUUGACGUCUCCCGGCUGAACCACUCCUUAGCUGACUCCAGACCUCGUUCGUACGUAAAGGAAAACCGACCUAAUUCACACUACUUCGAGAGGUCAAAAUCUCAAGAUGACGGCGAUACUGAUAGCUCCUUCAGUUGGAAAGGUUCUACUAACUGUUUGAAUAAAAAAAACGAUUUUGAGAGAGCUGAAACAAAGUGGCUUUAAGUAGAGAAUUUUUAUGUAAUCACGAAGAUGCUCCAACUGAUGAUAAGUGAGAUCCAUCACCUGUAUACAACGGUCCUGGUGGUCUAACGGUUUAGCACACAGCUUUACUACCGAUGGUCGCUGAUUCAAUUCCUCGCACGGUACAAAUAUUUGUAUUCAUAUGUAUGA
Messenger RNA from Achroia grisella, 2799 nucleotides. Its product is annotated as transmembrane channel-like protein 3. Bases 295 to 2631 code for a protein of 778 amino acids. The transcript is spliced from 15 exons. The record is from RefSeq and is a predicted model, not a curated record. Gene Ontology annotation, cellular component: plasma membrane. Lineage: Eukaryota; Metazoa; Arthropoda; Insecta; Lepidoptera; Pyralidae. Gene Ontology annotation, molecular function: mechanosensitive monoatomic ion channel activity.